This is a messenger RNA of Papaver somniferum (opium poppy), 1587 nucleotides long. RefSeq lists its product as uncharacterized. The record is from RefSeq and is a predicted model, not a curated record. Bases 1 to 1587 code for a protein of 528 amino acids. Gene Ontology annotation, molecular function: zinc ion binding. The transcript is spliced from 3 exons. Lineage: Eukaryota; Viridiplantae; Streptophyta; Magnoliopsida; Ranunculales; Papaveraceae.
AUGACUCCAUCAGCCAAGAAACUCCGAUGUCUUCAUGAUGCGACAACAACUCCAGCGCCGGUUCUGGAUAUUCCUAAACCCUCGAAGGAUAUGAAGUACAAUGAUUUAUGUGUGGGUAACACUUUCAAAAGCAAGGGGGAGCUGAAACUUAUACUUGCAAUAGCCAAAGUAGAAAGAAAUUUUGAGUACAAAGCUUUUAAAUCCGACAGCCAUAGGUUUAUUGCCAAAUGCAAAGACAAGACAUGCGAGUGGCGCCUGCGAGCAGUUCCCUUAGAUUCUUGUGGGUGGUGGAAACUCACAGUUGCAAACGAUGUGCAUACUUGUGAAAGCAACAAAAGGACUGACCCUGAAUUAAGAACCAAAGCGGCCACUACUGGAAUUGCAGAGCUUUUCAAGCACAAAUUCAAAGAACUAGAUGCGGCAUUUACGCCCAAACAACUGGUUAAGGACAUAAAAAGAGAUUCUGGAGUGGUUAUCAAUUACCGGCAGGGAUACAACGCUUGCAAGCGUGGUAUUGAGCUGAUCAAAGGUAGCCCUGAUGAGUCGUACCAACGCCUCGUUGGUUAUAGUCACAUGCUUGGUGCUCGUAACAAGGGUACUGUUACCGAGAUUGUAACUGAUUCGGAUGAUUCUUUUCUAUAUUAUUUAUUUGCUUUUGGAGUAUGUAUUGAAGGAUUCAAAAACUUUUUCAGACCCGCAUUUGCGGUUGAUGAGAAUAAUGAAUCUUGGGAAUGGUUUAUGAGAAAGUUAGUCGGAGUACUUGGCGAUAAGUAUGCUAUGAAUGAAGAUGUUGUUGUGGCAACAGACAGGCACCCAUCGAUCGGUAGAGCCAUAAGGUUUGCAUUUCCUUGUGCUAAUCAAGUAUACUGCAUACACCAUCUUUCAGUGGAUCUUGUACCGGAAAUGUGGGCCAGGGUGAAGGCUAGAACAGGUCGUUUUACUCUCAUGACUACAAAUGCCUGUGAAACUUUCAAUUCAAGAAUAGAUGAUGUUAAAGGUAUUCCAAUCUUCCAUUUAGUCGAUUACAUUCGCAGGUUCCUUAUGGAAUGGUUCUGCGAACAUAGACAACUAGCUCGUGAUCGGCAAGAUCCUUUGAGUCAACAUGCACGGGAUAUAAUCAAAGAACGGUGGGCUGUGGAAAAAAGGUUUGUGGCUUGCCAUGUCGAUGGGGACGAAUAUGAAGUGGACGAGGGUGAUUAUGAAGAGCAGCACACCGUCUAUCUUGACCGAAGGUCUUGCACGUGCAAAGUGUUUGACUAUCAGCAUCUUCCGUGUCCCCACGUACUUGCAGUGUGUGAGACAUAUAAGAUAAAAGAAGAAGGCCUUUGUGGGGAAUAUUAUAAAACAUCGGUUUGGAGAUCUAUGUAUGAACCUAAAAUCUAUGGUGUGCUGAGCCCAGAAACUUGGGAUGUCCCAGCGGAGGUGGCAGAGCGGGUGGUGCUUCCUCCAAAAACUACACCGGAAGUUGGUCGUCGGAGCAUCAAGAGGAAAAGGUCUGCCAUUAAAAAACCUAGAAAGAAAAGAGCUUGUUCAAGGUGUCACCAGACAGGGCAUUAUGCUAACAACAAACGUUGUCCCAAGGCUUAG